AUGGGCAUGUCACAAUGGUGGAUUGGCAUUGGCGUGACGGUCGCUAGCAAUGUGGUCAUCUCGCUAGCGCUAAACUGCCAGAAACUGGCGCAUAUGCGCCUUGAUGCCGAGGCUGUAGGCCCUGAUUCGGAGCAUACAGCGCUGCUUCGCGCGCGGACUACCAGAGUGAGCUAUCUGCAAAGCAAGCUUUGGUGGCUUGGGCUUGCCCUGAUGUGCGUCGGCGAGACGGGCAACUUUUUCUCGUAUGGCUUUGCGCCUGCAUCAUUGAUUGCACCGCUUGGUGCGGUAGCACUACUGGCGAACGUGCUUAUUGCGCCGGCAUUGCUGCACGAAAAGACGCUUUGCAAAGACAUUGUGGGGAUAUGCUUUGCGACACUCGGCGCGGUAACCGUAGUGAGCAGUGCCGCACCGCAGACAAGUGUCCCUUUGCGUCCCUCAUCAUUGUGGGUUGCAAUGGCGCGCCCAGUCUUUGUUGCAUACGCCGUGCUCGCAAUAUGCGGCGCAUUGGCGCUUAUAUGGUUCAGCCGCACCGAGUCCGGUAAACCGUCUGUGAUUGCACACGUCGGCGUGUGUGCACUGUUCGGCGGAUUUACCGUGCUUGCGACGAAAGGUGUCUCUUCUUUUCUUGUGCUGGGUGCCCGUGCGGGGCACAGGGCAUGGGUGCUCUACGAGCCACUUUUCUAUAUGUUGGUCGCGGUGAUGCUUGUGAGCGCCGUAGCACAGCUCCUAUUUUUGAACAAGGCGUUGCAGCGAUUUGGCUCACAGCAAGUGAUCCCGACCAUGUUUGUCCUGUUCACCAUCUCGACGAUCGUCGGCUCGGCGGUACUGUACCGCGACUUUGAGCGCAUGUCGUGGGGACACGUUGUGCUGUUUGCUACAGGCUGUGCACUCACAUUCCUGGGUGUAUUUGUGCUUACUUCAGAGCAUGCCUUGGACGACGACGACGUGGAAGCGCCGCACGAGCCACACGCGACUGGCCAUGCGCCGCUGCAAACCGCAGCAUCUUUGCCCAACGCCAUGCGUCCUCUACGCCAGAGCAGCCUCGCGAAUAUUGCUGCAGCACUUGUCGAGCACUCGCAGCAGUAUCUGCACGGCCCCUCUGUGCCGCAUCUUAUCCAUCCUAACCAGCGUGGAUUGCAUCGCUCUACUUCGCUCACUGAUUUGCGCGAAGACGCGCACGGAUUGCGCCAACAGCAUACCAUGCUCGGCCUCAGCCCGGGACUGCACCUUUUCCUAGGCAACACUCACCCAUUGGAUGCUGCACAGAUGGUGUCGCGUACUCCGUAG
Malassezia vespertilionis is the source of this 1287-nucleotide messenger RNA. RefSeq lists its product as uncharacterized. The record is from RefSeq and is a predicted model, not a curated record. The coding region runs from base 1 to 1287 and encodes 428 amino acids. Gene Ontology annotation, molecular function: magnesium ion transmembrane transporter activity. Lineage: Eukaryota; Fungi; Basidiomycota; Malasseziomycetes; Malasseziales; Malasseziaceae. Gene Ontology annotation, biological process: magnesium ion transport. Gene Ontology annotation, cellular component: membrane. The transcript has a single exon.